AUGGAUAAUAUUUUAGAAUAUGAUUCAUCAUCUGAAGAAAUCCUGGAAGAUAGCAACAACAACAAUGAUGAUAAUGAUAAUGGAAAUCCUUUAUCAAAUGCGCUUGUAAAAAGGAAAUUUUCUGAUGAAAAUCUUAAUCAAACAAUAAAAAAAAAGAAAAUUUCAUCAUUACCACCACUUCCUACUGAAUUUUUACAAUUAUAUUCAGAUAAUAAAGUACACAUUGAUAAUCCAGACGAACAUCAAGGUCGUGUAAGAACAAAACUACAUGUUGAGGGAAAUUGGGCUACACAUGUUUACAUGGAAGUGAUUAUACCAGAAGACUUUGAGGAUCUUUUAAAAAAUAUUAAAAUUCAAUCAGAAAGUUUUCUAAAUAAUAAUGAAAAAGAAAUCAAGGUUUUCUCAUGUCUUGAAGAAGAAGAGAGUGAAUUAUUAAAAUUACUUGAUAAAGAUGUACUGAAAUUACUUGAACAUAUUAAUAGUGUGGUAAAAGAUUUUAGACAAGAAGAGUUUUACAAGGAUCCAAAAUUUCAUUCAAGUAUUUUAUGGGCUCUUGGAAACUCAAUAAAUAAUUCACUAUGUAAUCACCUAAAAAAUUUGGGAUAUGAAAGAAAAAUUCAAGGAUACAAUUUUAUAAUUGAAAAAAUGGUUUGUAAAAUUGGCAAUAGGAUAUUUUCUGUGAAAUUAUUAUAA
Messenger RNA from Entrophospora candida, 693 nucleotides. NCBI's taxonomy places the organism in Eukaryota, Fungi, Glomeromycota, Glomeromycetes, Entrophosporales, Entrophosporaceae. The record is from the annotation of a GenBank genome assembly.